Messenger RNA from Exophiala viscosa, 693 nucleotides. RefSeq lists its product as uncharacterized. The record is from RefSeq and is a predicted model, not a curated record. NCBI's taxonomy places the organism in Eukaryota, Fungi, Ascomycota, Eurotiomycetes, Chaetothyriales, Herpotrichiellaceae. The transcript has a single exon. The coding region runs from base 1 to 693 and encodes 230 amino acids.
AUGGCAUUUUCCUCCUCCUCAUCAGAAGACAAUUUCGGUUCUUCCUCAAGGUCCCUGCGCGACGCCAGGUUCACAGGCAUCAACAGCCCGUCUGAGUCGUCGAGUCACGGAAAAGGGCCUGAACCUCAAUUUGACAUUAUAUCGUGGUACCCCAGGCACCAGAGUUGUCAGCGCUACUUUAUCGAUCACGCACAGCACGAGCCGCUGGUGCAGACGUUUGCAGCCUUUGUCAACAUCUUGCUCCCUUUCCAAAGACAGCCGAACCCCGUGUUCAGCACGACUGGGUCUCGCAGCGGGAAAGCGAGGCUUGACAGAGAAGGCCCGUCACGAGUUAGCAGUUCCGAAGCAGCUGCCGCCGCCUCAGCAGUCUCGCUCAUCCCCUACAUACGAAGGCUGGUCGUCACGGGUAUGGAUGUGCCCCAAGUACUUCAUGGAUUCUUUGGAGAUGACUGGAGGGCUGGCGUUGGGCCUCAACGAGAGGCAGAAAGGCGCAAUUACCUCUUCGCGGCCAAGAGUGGAGGUUGGGCAUCCGUCAAGCGAGAUUACGACAUACCGCCUCUGGAAACCGUUCCCUUUAUGCGGCCGCUUUUCGAUCCGACAGACGGAGAAAUUGAAGCUGCGGAACGGUCGUGGAGUGAAUGGCUUGCCCUGGAGGAUUGGAUGGUGGGUUCACGGGCGCCAGAGACGGAUUAG